GGGGUUGCCUCACGCUCAUUAUGGCUUUGGGUCGCUUUGUUCUUCUAUGCCCCGGCGUGCGAUGCUGCUGCCAAUCUCCGAAGACCUUCGCCAUGGUGGCGCUCGCAGUAGCGGCGUCCACUGGAAGCGCCUUGGCCAAGCCCGGCUUCGCCCCGCACUCGCCAGAAGUUCAAGCUGUCCACGCCGGCCCCUUCCACACAAUCGUCGAAGGGCUCUCGCGGCCGCACCUGAUCGAACCUCAGGGCACCCCCGUCGGCAUCAGCAUCGUGCCACUGCACGACGCCGGAUACUCUCAGCAGCACGCCAUGGCGCCGGUGACCGUGCAUGUGACCCAAGUGGGCGUUCACCAGGCCCCCGUGAUCGGUGUGUCCGCCGCGCCGGCCGCGGCCGUCGGCCUCAACGAGGGUCCGCUCGCCCUUCACGCCUCGCACCCGCUGCUGAACGCCGUCUCGUCGCCUGGAAUGGUGCUACACGGCGCGCCCGUGCUCGCCGGUGCUGCCUACCAACCUGCCGUGAAGUCCGAGCCUGUCGGUGCCGUGGUGCCUGUCAAGCAAGUGCACCAGGAAGAGCUCGUGCCGCAGCCGUACUCGUUCGGCUACGAGAUUUCGGACGGCUACGGCAACAAGCAAGUCCGGCACGAGGUGAGCGAUGGCCACAACCGCAAGCGGGGCUCGUACGGCUUCGUUGACGCACACGGCAUCUACCGGCAAGUGCGCUAUGUGGCCGACCACAACGGUUUCCGCGCCACAAUCGAAUCGAACGAGCCGGGCGUCGUAGCGGGCUACUCGGCUGCAGCAGCGUUCAAAGUCGGCCAGAGACAAGCCAGGCCAGUGGUUCAUCGCCGGCCGAUACCGCCGCCGCCACACAGGGUGCCCGUGGUCGUUCAAAGGGCUCCGGCGAACCAUCUGGUCCAGAAACCAGUUGGAGUUGCUGCGGCAUUCCAUGCAGCCGUUCCAGCAGGAGUCGCUGGAGGGGUUCCUGCUGGUGUCCCUACGGGAGUCGCCACGCCCGGUCGAGACCCAGCGUUACAGGCGCUGCAAGUCGUCCAGGCGCUCCACGGCAAGACCUUGACAGCCCUCCCUGUCUCGUCAGUCCAGUACAGUCCGGGUUUAGAACACUCUGGAGGCAUAGACUUCAUUCCGUCGGCUCCGCGUCUGACGGCUGCCGCAUCGGCUGGCUCCAGUCUCAUCGACCCGCGACGCUCGUACGUCACUUACGUUGAGGCGCCACAGGAACACCCUUUCACGAACUUGAGAACGUCCCCUCCGCUGUAACUAUGAGGGUGGUUCAGGAGCUCAAAAACAGCACUAGUCUCCGCUUAGACGUGUAAAUAGUCAAUGUUUGCUCUGUUUUCUUGCGUGUGUGUGUGACGGUGAAUUCCCAUGGUCGACCAGGAACAAUGGAAACUUGCUCCAGCCUUGACGCUAGAAUGUUCGGCUAAGUGGUACGAGUCGGUACUACAGAGCUAUGCAAGGGUGGACGAUGACACAGGGCAAGAGGAAGGAUACAGAUGUGCGCAACCUCAACUUGCGUAAUGAUUUACGCCUGUUUGUGUCUUCAUCUAAUGUCUUCGCUUUGUCUAGAUUUGCGUGGUUCUGUAAUAAGGUGUAUCGC
Molecule: messenger RNA, 1614 nt
Organism: Dermacentor silvarum
Lineage: Eukaryota; Metazoa; Arthropoda; Arachnida; Ixodida; Ixodidae
Exons: 2
Coding region: 21-1274 (417 amino acids)
Cellular component (GO): chitin-based extracellular matrix
Molecular function (GO): structural constituent of chitin-based larval cuticle
Source: RefSeq, a predicted model, not a curated record